CUUUCCUUUUUCUUUUUCCUUCCAGCUUGCUUUUAACUUUUCAUAUUCUGUAGAGGAAAACAUUCUUUUUGCUUUAGGUUCCUCAGAUAUCUCUAGUCAAGGAUAAAAAUGAGCAUCUAUUGCCAACCUUUCUCAGCCCUAGGUGCUGAGACACAAAAAAAGAACACUGUCAAGAUAGUAACCCUUUAUCUUGAUAACACCAGGAAAUAGGGAUGCAUGUCCUGUGUUUCCUGCUGGCCUGUGGGAAGCAGGGAAGUAAAGCUUACCUUCAGAAUUCACUUCCUGUGUGAAGAACCAGGAUUUGUACAGGUCACAAAGAUGUUGUGUGUUUUAAAACUCCCCUGAUGCCAUCAUGAUCAACUGAGUUAUGUUGGAAAAUCCUACUCUUUGCAUCUGCAAAGAGAAACUACUUCUUAAGCCUGACAGUGCAUACCAAGGGGGAGUUUUUUUCCUCACAGUACACUUUCCAACAGACUACCCUUUCAAACCACCAAAAAUUGCUUUUACAACAAAAAUCUACCACCCAAACAUAAACAGCAAUGGAAGUAUUUGCCUUGACAUCCUGAGAUCGCAGUGGUCACCAGCUCUGACGGUAUCUAAAGUUUUAUUGUCCAUAUGCUCCUUACUUUGUGAUCCUAAUCCAGAUGACCCACUAGUACCGGAUAUUGCACAGAUCUACAAGUCAGACAAGGAAAAAUACAACAGACAUGCGAGAGAAUGGACUCAGAAAUAUGCAAUGUAAACUUGUGAAGACUUUUUCAUAUACCACAGAGUACUGUAAAUUCUAGGAUUUUUUCAAAGUUAGAAGGAAAUGGAGCACAGUUUACUCUUUUGAUGUGUCAUGAUGCCCCUCGAAAUUUUUUUUUUCCCACCCAUGUGUGUUUCUGGAGCAAAGGAGAACAAACUUCCAAAAAUAAACCUUAAGACUGUGAUAAGAAUAUUUAUCCUCUUUGUGUGCUUUGCAGGAGACAUUUAUUAUGUUUUUUGAUAGUUGGACAUCUGCAUCUUCAGCCUACAAGAUCCAUAACGCAGGUGUAAAGCAACCAAAUGAUUUUUGCUGGAGAAAGUAGCCGGUUUUGUGAUGAAUCCUGUAUGUGUGUCCUUAAAGUACCUUGUCUGUUCCAUAAGUGUGUUUGAAUUUUGUUAGUUCACUUAUAUCAUUUGUUUGGGGUUGGGUUUUAUUUUAUUUUACUGUAUAGACUAUUUUAUUUACCAUGUAAGUCAUUUCAGUUUAGACUGACUUGCUUGUGCACAGUGUUGGCAAGAUACAACUGCUAGUAUUGAAAGUAAUUGGAGUAUCCCACCCAUGGGACAGCCUAAAGACUGACUGCAGACUCCUUAAAACCUGAAAUACUCUUUGCACUGUAAUUCUUUGUACGCUGACUGUGGAGAAACACUUGGGUUUGAUUCUGUUGCAUACUUGACUUGAUUUGAUUGCAAUGUGAACUAAUUGCACUGCUAUGUAGAAAGUUGUGUAACCGUUCAUGUUACCGUUCACAACUGGGUUUUGACACAUGGGCGACCUAACGCUGUCCCAGACCUUUUCCAAGUCUCGAUGUAGCCUUUUCCAUAUAAAUAAAAUGCGUUUUCUACGACUUGUCUUGGCUAUCUUAUUUGGAAUCAUGCAUAUCCUUAAAGUGCUUGUUCUAACAUUAGAGAAUCAGAAUAUUCAGUGUGCAUGUGUCUUGUAGAGAAAAAGGAAGGUGAAGCCGUGCAUCACGUACUACUUAGUGUUGCAAUUAAUUUUUAUGCUAGCUUUAGCCCGAUUUAUUUAGCAUGUGGUGCCCAUUGUUCUAUAAAGGAUUUUAACUGGUUUAAUAACAUGCUACUUCUAUAUUCAUUUAGAGUGAAAAUACCACAAGUGUAUGAGCAUCAAACUCUUCAGUUAAGAUGGUGUGUUUGCAAUAUCAGAAUGUUGACAGUCAGCUUCUGACACUUAAAACUCUGUCUGUCCAUUCACUGGCACUUCAGUCGCUCCAGACUAUGCACGUGGGAAGCCAGUAGUGCUGGCGAGGGGCAAUCCUUUCUGAUAAAGUAUAUGGGAAGCAGAAAGAACUUUGGUUUCAUACAGUUUGUUCUUCUUGAGUAUCUGAAAAUUGAUAUGUGACUAAUUUUUCUCUGUACCUUGCACAUGGAAGAAUAGUGAUUUGCAGUUGGGAAAUUUGUCAUAAGUAAACGGUUUUUAAGAUGACAAAAAUAUUUGUGUGGGGUUUUUCUUACUGUAAUGAAUGCCAUCUGGAAUCUGGGGUGGGGGUGGAAAGCAUGUGGGGUAGGGACUUCUAUCUCUACCUUUGGAAUAUUGCUAUCUUCAUGUUUGACUUCUUGACCCAAAUGGCAUUUGUUGGUAACAGAUGGGCAAAUGUCACUUCUGUGCUACGGUUUUAUCUGUGAUGUGAUUGAUGAGUUUCAAUACAAAAGCUCAGUGGAGAGUGGCUCUAUUAAUCUUUAAAUAUCCUUAUUCACUUUGGAUUGUAAGCUGAAUCAAUGUGGGGUGUUUCCUUAUUAAAAUGAGUGCUUCAUUAUACUUGAACUAGGACAAUGUAGCUAGGAAGGCAAAGCCAUUGUUUGUACCUAAUGCUAAAACGGUGGUGGAAAACUCUGACCAUCAGAAUGUGUUCCCAGAGCUUUUAUUUUUUCUAGCUGGGUAGUAGUAUGUUUGUACUAGAAGUUAUUUAAAUGUUUGCAAUAUCUGUAUUGAACUGUGUGAAAUUGGAACUUUGACUUGCAUCUCAGAAUAAUCUUUUUCUUUUGGGUUACUGAUUUAUAUUAGGGAUGGUUUGAAAACCUUUGUAUUUGAAACAUUUAAGAACUGUUAACUUUUCUGCUGUGUGCCAUACAUGCGAGAGUGGUUUUCCAUCACAGUGCAAGAGCAGUAGGAUCAUCAGAAGCCAAAGACCAGCAACAGUGAUUAGACAUAUUUAAAUGUCCUCCAAAUUUUUUUUCUUAUGAACAUACUGGUUUGGGUGCAUGAAGCUUAAGUCUGAUUCUUGUGGUUCUCCUCAGCAGUUCACCUUUUCUGCCUCUGUUAACGCUGCCUGAGACAUACCAUUACUUAAGCCUUCAGUCUUUUCAAGGCUACUCAGAGUUCCUCUCUUAAUGCACUCUACAUGAAUGUAGGGGGGAACGCCAAUGAAGUAAGGUUACUCCAUCCUGUGUAGUUUACUCUGAUGGAAAAUAACCCUGGCAUGGUCUCUGCACCUUUCCCCCUUCAUUCCUGCUCUGUGCUGUGGUGUUCCAGAUGUGCAGCCAGCCCCUGUGCUCUGCAUGAGAAGACAGCCGCAGCCAGAAGCUUGCUAUGAAGAGGAGACAAGCGAAACCGUACUGUUACUUUUUGGCCACAGCUCAUCAGCUCCUGCUUAAUUCCUUUCUGAUCUCUGUGUUGUUGUUUUCUGCCUGCGGCCUCCUCCAAUAAACACGGACGAAUACUGU
Dryobates pubescens (Downy woodpecker) is the source of this 3429-nucleotide messenger RNA. It is a transcript of the gene UBE2D1, whose product is annotated as ubiquitin conjugating enzyme E2 D1. The transcript has 6 exons. Gene Ontology annotation, biological process: ubiquitin-dependent protein catabolic process; protein polyubiquitination. Gene Ontology annotation, cellular component: nucleus. The record is from RefSeq and is a predicted model, not a curated record. Gene Ontology annotation, molecular function: ubiquitin conjugating enzyme activity. Bases 368 to 742 code for a protein of 124 amino acids. Lineage: Eukaryota; Metazoa; Chordata; Aves; Piciformes; Picidae.